UCUCCUUUUCAAGUUUUAACCAAAUAAUUCCUCCAAUUCUGUGUUGUCACUCUGACCACCAAUGGCUGCUGCCUCCCUACACCACCGUUUUCUUCCCUAUCCAUUUUAUCUCUCCUCACAAUUCCGCCGCUGUCGAUCAAUCGCAGUCCCGAAACUCCCUCAUUUCCAACUCCAACCUCUAUUUCUUUUCGGUAAAAUUAGGAUUUUCGGCUCCGAUUUGAGAAAUGUUAGAACGGGGAAUCGUACUCUAUGUUGUUUUCGCAAAGCGAAUUUGCAAGCCGAUGAGGUCGAAGUUGAGGUUCAUCGUCCGUCUUUCGACAUUAAUCUUGCCGUCAUAUUAGCUGGUUUUGCAUUCGAAGCUUAUACAACUCCUGAUAACGUUGGACGCCAAGAAAAUGAUGCUGCUGAUUGUUCCACGGUUUAUCUUUCCGAGUCGUUUGUCCGAGAAAUAUAUGAUGGACAAUUGUUUAUAAAGUUGAAGAAAGGCUUUAAUUUCCCAGCCAUGGAUCCAUGGGGGACAAGCGAUCCAUAUGUUGUCAUGGAAUUUGAUGGUCAAGUUCUCAAGAGCAAAAUAAAAUGGGGGACAAAAGAUCCAACGUGGAAUGAGGAAUUCAUUUUAAAUAUCAAGCUUUCACCAAAUACCUUUCUUCAGGUCGCAGCUUGGGAUGCAAAUCUUGUCACACCACACAAGCGCAUGGGAAAUGCUGGUGUUCAUUUGGAAGCCUUAUGUGAUGGAAAUUCACAUGAGUUGAUGAUGGAAUUGGAUGGCAUGGGAGGUGGUGGAAAGAUACAACUAGAGAGAGUGAAAGAUAGCUGGAGAGUAGUGAACCACAGAGACAUCAUACCAACUGUCCCUCGCUUGAUGGGUUACUGUCAUGUAGCUCAGCCUGUUUAUCUGUCUGCUGGAGAUCAGGAGAAUGCUCCAGAACAUGUCAAGCUCUCUGGAGAUGGCUAUCAAGGGGAUGUGAUUGGGGAAGCAACACCUGAAGUUUUAGUCAGUGAAUUUAUGAAAGGUGAGAAAGAAUUAGUGGACAGAAUACUUCAGACCGAGAUAAAUAUUUUCCGGGCAAUUAGAGAUGGGAGCGCAUUGAUGCAACAUAUGGAGGAUUUCUACUAUAUCUCACUGUUGGAGAAUGUGAAGUCAAAUUAUCAAACUGCUUGUGUGCCAGUAAGCAGGAAAGGAGAUGAUUUAUCUACCAGCUGAAACAGCACAAUGCUUAAUGGUUGGUUGUAAACUUUCAAGUUUCAAAUUAACCUAUUUUCAUGAACCAUCAAAGUUGAUUUUCGAUAAUGCUAUGGUGUCUGUAGGAAACCCGUUACUUGACAUGGGUUGCUCCACUUCUCUAUUUUGCAUACCGGUAUAUAGAAUACUUAUUUUAAAAUAGCAGAGCAGGAGGAGCAAGAGGGUCAUGUCUAUUCAACUAGAAAAGAGCAGACACAUUCUAUUGGACUGUUCUGCUUGUGCAGCUUCCCGAUGCUAGACAUGAUUCUGCUGUUUAGCUUAUUUACCUUCAGUUGUAGAUAUGAUUCUGGACAAAUCUGAAUAUUGGAAUAUUGCCCUGAUAAACAGCAGCUGCCCAACGCACCAUACUGUUUCACUUGUGGUGCUCUCUCACAAUAUGAGUGUGGAUGUUGUUUCUCUAUACACUCACACUUUGAGACUUGCACUGUUAGUAUCCUCAUGUCUGCUUUGUAAAUGUACUUGACGUAUAGUGCUGUAUAGUGCUUCAAACUGAUGAUAUUUGUAUAUUAUCAAUAGCAACCAGAAAAGUUCGUUUAUAUAUUUGCUAUUGACGAGUUAUUUGAGUGUGAAAUAAUGGGGGAGAGAUCCGAUUAUGUAGCAGUAUGCCUCAGUUCUCUUUUUCUCGAGAAAUUCGUUUGAGAUA
Spinacia oleracea (spinach) is the source of this 1886-nucleotide messenger RNA. RefSeq lists its product as uncharacterized. NCBI's taxonomy places the organism in Eukaryota, Viridiplantae, Streptophyta, Magnoliopsida, Caryophyllales, Amaranthaceae. The coding region runs from base 62 to 1204 and encodes 380 amino acids. The transcript has 11 exons. The record is from RefSeq and is a predicted model, not a curated record.